Molecule: messenger RNA, 1038 nt
Organism: Mercurialis annua (annual mercury)
Lineage: Eukaryota; Viridiplantae; Streptophyta; Magnoliopsida; Malpighiales; Euphorbiaceae
Exons: 1
Coding region: 1-1038 (345 amino acids)
Molecular function (GO): zinc ion binding; nucleic acid binding
Source: RefSeq, a predicted model, not a curated record
AUGUCAAACCUUACAAAGCUUGAAUUUACGGCACUUGAUGUAUCUGAAAAAAAUUAUCUGUCAUGGAUACUAGAUGCUAAAAUACAUCUGCAAGCCUCUGGUCAUGAGGACACUAUUAAAGAGGGAAAUAAUGCCUCUACUCAAGAUCGUGCAAAAGCAAUGAUCUUCCUUCGCCAUCAUCUUGAUGAAGGAUUAAAAAAUGAAUAUCUCAGUGAAGAUAAUCCACUUGUUCUCUGGAAUAGUUUAAAAGAACGCUUCGACCAUCAGAAGACUGUAAUUCUUCCAAAAGCUCGUUAUGACUGGAUGCAUUUAAGAUUGCAGGAUUUUAAAAGUGUUAGUGAAUACAAUUCUGCAAUAUUCCGAAUUAGCUCAAAGCUAAAAUUGUGUGGAGAAACAAUUACUGAUGAAGAUUUAUUAGAAAAAACAUUCUCCACUUUUCAUGCAUCUAAUGUGGUACUCCAGCAGCAGUAUCGUGAGAAAGGGUUUAAGAAAUAUUCAGAGCUGAUUUCUUGCCUUCUAGUGGCUGAGCAGAAUAACGAGCUGUUAAUGAAAAAUCAUGCGGCACGACCCACUGGUUCUGCUCCAUUUCCUGAAGUAAAUGCGAGCGCAUAUAGAUCUCCUCGUGGUCGUGGUCGUGGCCGUGGUCGUGGUCGUGGUCAUGGUUAUGGUCGAGGUGGAAAUAAUUACAACCAUGUCGGUUAUAAUAACUCCUUUAAGCAUAAGAAUCACCACCAGAAGUGGGAUAAGAAGGAGGAGAAACAAGAAAACAGAAACAGUGGACAAUACAAACAUCAAGUGAAAAAUGUCGAUAGUAAAUGUUAUCGAUGUGGCAUGACUGGGCAUUGGUCGCGUACCUGUCGUACGCCCAAACAUCUUGUUGAGCUUUACCAAGCUUCCCUCAAGGAAAAUGGAAAGAAUAUAGAAACAAAUUUUGUUGCUGAUGAUGAUUUUGACCACAGUCUAAUGCAUAAUGACUCUAUAGACAUGACACAUUUAGAUGUUUCUGAUUUUCUUGAGAACAAUAAUAAUGAAAACUAA